Molecule: messenger RNA, 1508 nt
Organism: Cucumis melo (muskmelon)
Lineage: Eukaryota; Viridiplantae; Streptophyta; Magnoliopsida; Cucurbitales; Cucurbitaceae
Product: probable beta-1,3-galactosyltransferase 13
Exons: 7
Coding region: 101-1147 (348 amino acids)
Cellular component (GO): Golgi membrane
Molecular function (GO): hexosyltransferase activity
Source: RefSeq, a predicted model, not a curated record
AAAGGAAUAAAAAGGAAAAAAGAAAAUGUGAGCUGCCGCAAGUAGAAACCGGAGAGCGGCUAUCAACUGAAUCGGAGAGGAGGCUUCUUCGAUUUCCGCCAUGCCUUCAUCGCCCAAGCUUUUUCACUCUCGCCAUUCCCCCACUUCUCCAUUCUACUCUAGCAGAUCCUCCCUCUUCCUUCUCUCCUUUUUUCUUCUCAUCGGAAUUUCUGGCUUCAUCUUCGUCCUCACUUUUUUCUUCACUCCUCAUCUCCCUUACAAUUGCUCCAACCGUCAACCCAGAACCGUCAGAGUCGUUUGGGACAAAGCGCCUGAUUCUGGUGCUUCUGUUACUACUGGUAGUGAUGCGAAGCGCCAUAAAGUGAUGGGCUUUGUUGGGAUCCAAACUGGGUUUUCAUCUGUUGGUCGCCGGCGAUCUUUGCGAAAUACAUGGUUGCCUUCUGAUCGGGAAGGACUUCAACGUUUGGAAGAAUCCACUGGCUUGGCCUUCAGGUUUAUAAUUGGAAAGACAAGUAAUAAGGCGAAAAUGUUGGAACUCAAAAAGGAGGUAGCAGAGUACGACGAUUUUUUGCUAUUGGAUAUUGAAGAAGAGUAUAGUAAGCUACCUUAUAAAACGCUAGCGUUCUUUAAAGCUGCAUAUGCACUAUAUGAUUCUGAAUUUUACGUCAAAGCUGAUGAUGAUAUAUAUUUAAGGCCAGAUCGCCUUUCACUUCUACUUGCUAAAGAACGAUCACACUCUCAAACUUAUAUUGGCUGCAUGAAAAAAGGCCCAGUUUUCACAGAUCCGAAGUUGAAAUGGUAUGAGCCACUGUCCCCUUUGCUUGGAAAUGAGUACUUCUUUCAUGCCUAUGGUCCAAUAUAUAUCCUUUCGGCUGAUGUUGUUGCAAGCUUGGUUGCUCUUAAAAAUAAUAGUUUCCGGAUGUUCAGCAAUGAGGAUGUAACAAUAGGUGCUUGGAUGCUCGCUAUGAAUGUUAAUCAUGAGAAUGAAAAAGCACUCUGUCAACCAGACUGUACGCCAACAUCUAUUGCAGUAUGGGAUAUCCCCAAGUGUUCAGGACUUUGUAAUCCAGAAAAGAAACUGUUGGAACUUCACAAUAAAGAAAGCUGUACAAAGAGCCCAACUUUACCGUCUGAUGAUGAUUCAUGAGAAUCCCCAUUUCUCAAGGGAGUCGAGCAGCAUCCACCAGGGGAGGUUCUGUGUAGUCCCAAGCAUAUAACGUCAGUUUCACCCCCUUUAAUCUUCUAGUAUGUAUUUUUGGAAAAGAUAUCUAUAUAUUCUUCCUGAUUCUAGCGGGGUGGCUUUAGAAAUAGAGUUAUAGAGCAAUAGGAAAUGAACAGUUAAUUAGUUUUUGUGAUCAAAUUAUUAUGUCAUUCCGAGUUCUCUCAUUUUUUGGCAUCUAAGGCCCAUUUACUUCUGCAGAGUUGUAAAAUUGAGCACACCUUCCACUACCCUUUUCCUUUCUUUAUUAUUAUGGCUGGCUGGCUUACAUGCUUCUGAGUUUAAAAUA